AUGAUGGAGCUGAUUCUCCUGAAAUUAUAAUUUAAUGGAGCUGUUUCUGGAACUUAAUAUAAAGUUCUGAAUUUGGGCCUGUGGCUCUUAUUAAUGUGGUGGGAUCACUUUUAGAAGGCUAAAGAACUAGAAUUCCCUUUCAGGUCUCCCAGGCAACAAGCCAGGUAACCAAUCAGGGUCUAGGCCUAGGGCAUAAUUGGAGGCAUGCCUAGUAACCAGGGUAAUUGAGAUCAGUGAGGGACAAAAACAAGAAGAGUUAACAGUCAAGAAUGUCUGCCCAACCCACUAACUCUGUGGCAAGCCCGCAGGUACCCCAAUCCCUGGAUGAUGUUAUAAAGAUAGAAGAGGUAUGGUAGAGAUAAAGCUUAAUUGGAAGAACUUUUGAAGGGUUAUCCACAUCUGUUGCCUCAGUAUGGUAAUGGGGAAGUACCCAGAAAAGGGCUUUGUAAGGACUACUCCCUACCCUUGCAAUGGGAUGUUGUAUUCUAUUUGGAAAAAUGCAGUAAUGCGGUGCCUGUGGCAGGAAACAAUGGCCCAGAGGAGGAACCCAUAUGCCAUCUUGAAUAUGCGAGACAUCAUGGAACAGGAGAUGGUACUAGCCAACCAGCAGCUGCUGACUGUUCGUCAGGCUGCCUUAAGUCAGCUAUUUGAGAAGGAACAUCGACAGUACCAACAGGAGCUAAAUCAAAUGGGCAAAUCCUUCUAUGUGGAAAGACUCUGAAGGCAUCAUAGGCAUUGUCCCUUUUUCUCUAACAGUUCAUACUUCCCGGGCUCCCCAAGGCCUAGGAUUUUUUUCCCUAGAAUAUGUCUAGGCUAUUUGCCUAGAGCCAGACGUCCACUUCUCAUCUAUAACCUUUUUUUUGUGUUGGUUUUUGUUUGUUUGUUUGUUUGUUUUUGGUAAUGAUGUAUUAAAAGGCUGAUGAGGCAA
Antechinus flavipes (yellow-footed antechinus) is the source of this 928-nucleotide messenger RNA. RefSeq names its product cilia and flagella associated protein 141 (gene CFAP141). The record is from RefSeq and is a predicted model, not a curated record. The transcript has 3 exons. The coding region runs from base 413 to 721 and encodes 102 amino acids. NCBI's taxonomy places the organism in Eukaryota, Metazoa, Chordata, Mammalia, Dasyuromorphia, Dasyuridae.